AUGGAGCGUAUUCCCCUGCCUCCCCAGACUCAAGCGAGGUCCAGCGCGACAUUUACCUCCCCUCCGAUGGACGGGUCAAUGUGCUUGACCCAGAUCUAUGAUUGGCAAGCUCAUCAUUCGCCUCGUCAUCGCUUAUUUGUCUUCAACAAUCGGGUGGGAAACGUCAGGACUAUACUCUGGAAAGAAGCUAUCGCUGCAAUAUACACUGGUGCUCGUUCCCUACGAGCGAAACUGGCUAAAGUUCUGAAUGAAAAAAACGGGGCACCAAUUGUUGCAAUCCUUACAACGACAGAUACCCUUACAUACUUCACUAUGAUAAUGAGUGUUCUGAGGGCUGAUUGCGUUGUAUUUCCGAUCUCCCCGCGAAAUUCAGCCGGGGCUGUUGCUCAUCUACUCGGAAAGGUUGGAGCCGAUCACGUCCUAGUGGGCCUCGAGGUCGCUAUGCAAGAAUUACUUCACGAAUCCUUGAAAUUAUUCAAGGCUAAGUUUGAAUCCAGGAAAUUACCUUCGUCGUCUCCUGUUUUUAGUUUUGAAGACCUUUUCCGUCCCGAUUGGGAAGACGCGUUCACGCUUCAACCAAACGAGCUCCCUCUCACGUUGGUCAACCUCCAUGACACGGUCUUGUACCUGCAUUCAUCUGGAUCGACCGCAUUCCCGAAACCUAUACCUGUAACGAAUCUUCGCUUCCUUCAGUUUGGGCAAAUUCCAUGGUUCGGCGAACAGGAUUGGAAUGACAAAGUGCUGUCGAUGCAUGUUGUGCCUAUGAUCCACGGCAUGGCUGUGAUGCAAACCUUUUGGGCGGCAUCCACUGGACUUGUCAUAUCAACAUUCGAACCCAAGUUCCCUCCCAUUCCACCGACACCCGAGAAUGUGUAUGAAGUGGCACGCGCUACAUCGACGGACGUUAUACUUUGCGUACCCUCAUUUGUUGAGGCUUGGGCCUGUCACCCGGAAUAUGUUCAGUGGCUUGCGAGUCGUUCUGGUAUUGUCAGUCCUUUUUACCGUCCUUCCUUCCAUGUUUUUAAGAACGCGUAG
Messenger RNA from Marasmius oreades (fairy-ring Marasmius), 1035 nucleotides. RefSeq lists its product as uncharacterized. Gene Ontology annotation, molecular function: medium-chain fatty acid-CoA ligase activity. The record is from RefSeq and is a predicted model, not a curated record. Bases 1 to 1035 code for a protein of 344 amino acids. The transcript has 5 exons. Gene Ontology annotation, biological process: fatty acid metabolic process. Lineage: Eukaryota; Fungi; Basidiomycota; Agaricomycetes; Agaricales; Marasmiaceae.